This is a messenger RNA of Sphaeramia orbicularis (orbiculate cardinalfish), 542 nucleotides long. RefSeq names its product cadherin-18-like. Bases 15 to 542 code for a protein of 175 amino acids. Gene Ontology annotation, cellular component: adherens junction; plasma membrane; catenin complex. Gene Ontology annotation, biological process: cell-cell junction assembly; multicellular organism development; homophilic cell-cell adhesion. The transcript has 3 exons. NCBI's taxonomy places the organism in Eukaryota, Metazoa, Chordata, Actinopteri, Kurtiformes, Apogonidae. Gene Ontology annotation, molecular function: cadherin binding; beta-catenin binding; calcium ion binding. The record is from RefSeq and is a predicted model, not a curated record.
UGAUCCGUACAGCCAUGUCCAACAUGGACCGUGAGACCAGGGACCGCUACGCCGUGGUGAUCCAGGCCAAAGACAUGGCGGGGUCGGUGGGAGGACUCUCCGGAUCCACUACCAUCAACAUCACCCUAACAGACGUCAAUGACAACCCUCCCAAGUUCCCACAGAAGAGCUACCAGCUGUACGUUACCGAGCUGGCUCCGCUGGGGAAGGCUGUGGGUCGCAUCAGAGCCACUGAUGAAGACCAAGGACAGAAUGCUGAGAUGACCUACAGCAUCACCAACGCAGAGGCAGCUGCGAUCUUCUCUAUCAGCACUGACGAAAGCCACAGGGAGGGAAUCAUCUCCCUCAAGCAGCCGCUCACACACAAACAGCGCUAUCACGAGGCUCACCUACGUACGUACAGUAAUAAACCUCAGUUCACUUCCAUAAAUUCCUCCAACGCCGUGUCUUGGCAGCGGAAGGAGAACAUUGGCUUCUGUUUGUGGGUGGUACACAGUGAAGACACAGGCGUGGAGAUCAUCCUCGCUGCUGCAAAUACCUGA